Messenger RNA from Oncorhynchus kisutch (coho salmon), 3639 nucleotides. It is a transcript of the gene xylt2, whose product is annotated as xylosyltransferase II. Gene Ontology annotation, molecular function: protein xylosyltransferase activity. The transcript is spliced from 11 exons. Gene Ontology annotation, biological process: heparan sulfate proteoglycan biosynthetic process; chondroitin sulfate proteoglycan biosynthetic process. Gene Ontology annotation, cellular component: membrane. Lineage: Eukaryota; Metazoa; Chordata; Actinopteri; Salmoniformes; Salmonidae. Bases 21 to 2654 code for a protein of 877 amino acids. The record is from RefSeq and is a predicted model, not a curated record.
CGAACACUAGAAUUGGAAAAAUGGUGGCCAGCGUCAGAGUGCAGAAGCUCCUCCGACGAUACAAACUAGCGAUUGCCGCCGCGUUAACGAUUCUUCUGAUUCAAGGGCUAGUAGUAUGGAGUCUGAGAAGUCUCGAAGAGGGCGAGGCGGAGAGGAAAACGCGGCGGUCUAAGCUUCCUGACCACAACAGCCAGGACCCCAAAAGGGAGGCGGUGGCUUGGGAGAGACAGAACGUCUUGUCUGGGAGGAGCGGGGCCCGAUGGAACAGCAGGCUGGAGAGGACGGGGGCCACGGCUGCCAGCGCCCUCCGGAGGGGCACCAAGCGCCGGGGGAAGCACACCAUCAGGGUGAAGGUGCCCCUGGGCCAAGGGGUAGCAGUUGAUGGCGUUCCCCCCCAUGACCCUUCCAGCAGCCGUAACUUCACUGAUACCCGGGGUGGAGGGGAGGGGGUGGCCAGACUACCCCCUCCAGUCAUGCCAGGGGAACCGGGCAGCGUGGAGGGGGCGCCCCAAGCCCCCAGCAGCGACUUUGUGCCCAAGUGUGACAUCAUGGGCAAGGACGCCCUGUCGGCCCUGCACCGCGCCGGCUCGCGGCAGUGCCGGCAGGAGAUCGCCAACAUUGUGUGCCAGCAUCAGGCCGGGCAGCUCAUGCCAAGGGCACUGCCUCAGUUCUGCCCACUGCACGGUUUUUCCAGCCUGGUCCAGACAGCUGAUGAGGUGGACAAUGACCUGUCCAAGGUGGAGAACCCGGUCAGGGUGGCCUUCGUCCUGGUGGUCCACGGCCGGGCCAUCAGGCAGCUCAAACGCCUCAUCAAAGCCAUAUACCACCGAGACCACUUCUACUACAUCCACGUGGACAAGCGUUCCAACUACCUGCAUCGGGAGGUGCAGCAGAUUGCCCAGCAGUACCCCAAUGUGCGUGCCACGCCCUGGCGCAUGGUGACCAUCUGGGGCGGUGCCAGCCUGCUGAAGGCCUACCUGCACAGCAUGCAGGACCUGCUCUCCAUGCUGGACUGGAAUUGGGACUUCUUCAUCAACCUCAGUGCCACUGACUUCCCCACCAGGACCAACGAUGAACUGGUGGCUUUUCUGUCACAGCACAGAGACCAGAACUUCCUCAAGUCACAUGGGCGGGAGAACGCCAGGUUCAUAAAGAAGCAGGGUCUGGACCGGCUGUUCCAUGAGUGUGACAACCACAUGUGGCGGCUGGGUGAGCGGACCAUCCCAGAGGGCCUGGAGGUGUCUGGGGGCUCUGACUGGUUCUCCCUCACCAGGCGCUUCGUAGAGUAUGUCAUCAACUCCCAGGAUGAGCUGGUGGUGGGCCUGAAACAGUUCUACACCUACGCCCUGCUCCCCGCUGAGUCCUUCUUCCACACAGUGCUGGGGAACAGUCCCAUGUGUGACUCUCUGGUGGACAACAACCUGCGUGUUACCAACUGGAACAGGAAGCUGGGCUGUAAGUGCCAGUACAAACACAUAGUGGACUGGUGCGGCUGCUCUCCCAACGACUUCAAACCACAGGACCUCGUCAGGAUACAGCAACUGACCCGGCCCACGUUCUUUGCCCGAAAGUUUGAGUCCACGGUGAACCAAGAGGCUAUACACAUCCUGGACACCCACCUGUAUGGACACUACGCCCCAGGGACAGUGGCCAUCAAGGCCUACUGGGAGAGCCUGUUUGAGCUGGCGGACGGGGUGGGCUCCCUCAGUGACGUGGCCCUCACGGCCUACUCUUCCUUCUUCCGCCUGGGCCUCAGGAGCCUGGAGAGCAGCCAGACCAGCCUGGAGACCUGCAGGUAUGAGCCAAUAGGCUACCCGGUGUCGGUGCACCUGUAUUUCUACGACGAGCGUUUCCAGGGCUACUUGGUCCGUCAGGAGGUGCAGAAGGUGGGGUCAAGGGUCAGGGAAAUGGUGGAGGUGUGGGCCGUGCCUCAGGCCACCAUGCAGCUGGAGAACAACCUCCGGGAGUUUGAGAGGCUCAAGAACCUGGAGGUGGGCACAGAGUGGGACCCCAAGGAGAGAAUAUUCCGGAACUUCGGCGGUGUGAUCGGGCCCCUGGACGAGCCGGUGGCGGUACAGAAGUGGGUUCGGGGGCCCAACCUCACUGCCACCAUUGUGUGGAUCGACCCCGCCCAGACGGUGGCGGCGUCUUAUGACAUCAGUGUGGAUGUGGACGCAGAGUACACACAGUACAAGCCCCCGCUGCAGCGCCCGCUCCGCCCCGGGGCCUGGACAGUCAGGGUGCUGAGGCUGUGGGAGCGUGUGGCUGAGGCUCGCUUCCUCGUCAUGCCCCUGGCCUUCAAAGGACGAGAGCCACUACGCCAAGAGGAGGACAGCUGGCUGCACGCGGGGCCACCAGGCAACCUGUACCUGGAGCAGGGCUUCCAGCAGCUGAGAUCUGUUCUGAAGUUGCCCCCACAGGAGCCCGCCCUGCAGGAGGCCCAGCAGAGGGCCCAGCUGGUGGGCAAGCCCCUGGAAGCCUGGGUGGACCGCACAGUGGGGGCCUUCUGGGUGACCGGGGACCUGUGCUCCACCCUGCCCUCCCCGGGCCCCUGCCCUUCCCUUGGUCCCUGUACCAAGUCCACCUGGAGCUCCCUCGCCCCAGACCCUAAGUCAGAACUUGGCCCUGUCAAAGGUGACGGCCGGAUCAGGUAGCCCCCCGGACAGGAGGCAUGCUGGACUACAGUAGAGGGAGAGGGGAUUAUAUGUGAGCCCUGAGUAGAGAGAGAAGGAUGUGUGAGCCCUGAGAAGAGGGGAGGAUAUGUGAGUCCAGAGGGGAGAGUGGGGUCUGGUCUCUAAGGCUAACUCAUAAGGCACAUAAAUAGACACAGCUUCUCCCUACAUACGCUGAGGAGUGGCUAUGCUCUCAGUUUAGAGGCUACAUGCCCUUUUCAGAGGAGAUGCGUGCUGGAAAUUUGCACACGAAGACUGCAAGACAAAGUUUUUUUUGUGUUCGAACUUCAUUGCUCGUUACAUGAACAAUUUGUGUUAUGUUAUCGGUCUGCAUAUAAGUCUUCAUUCAGGGUCUGUCUGGAUAGAACUUUGGAAAGAGCAGAACCCCACCCGUAUAUGUUUGAACUCUGUUCAAUGCACAGUUUUCUGCUUUAAGGAAUUUAAAGCAGUGGCCAACAUUUUGACAGUAGCUAAAUGCUGUGUUGUAUUGUUGUCAGAGGGCAGUGGGUCCUCUGGACUAGUAUCUUUGUGCUUAUUUUCAAGCAUUAUUAUCAGAACAGCAGCAGCAGAUUGGGGAAGUGCACUUUACUGUAAGACUAAGGUUACACAGGACAGGGUCGAUCAGUAGUUGGAGAAUGACAACGAGGAGGAUUAGAAGCUUAAAAGGUCAAGGUGGAGGUCGUCACAAUGGUGACAAUUACUUACAUGUCUUUUGUAUAAAAGUGCUGCUAGAACGUUGCGGCGUCACUAUCACAUAUCUGACCCUGCUAGCUCACCUGGAGGAGGAACAAUAAUAAUGUUAUGAGUUACCAGCUGGGAGACAAGUUAAAGUUGGGAGAGAGUCCUCUUCCCCCAUGAGUUCUGUUUACUGUGACAUACACUGCCUUGCGAAAGUAUUCGGCCCCCUUGAACUUUGCGACCUUUUGCCACAUUUCAGGCUUCAAACAUAAAGAUAAAACUGUAUUUU